Linum tenue is the source of this 2643-nucleotide messenger RNA. NCBI's taxonomy places the organism in Eukaryota, Viridiplantae, Streptophyta, Magnoliopsida, Malpighiales, Linaceae. The record is from the annotation of a GenBank genome assembly.
AACAUGAUAUUGUGCACAAUACAUGUAUUCAACAAACACAACUCUAACAAUCACAACUUCCAAACGACCCCUUAGUUUAAGGUUUAGCGGUUCUUUUUUAUUGAUUUCUUUUCAUUCUUUCUUUUCUGCCGCCAAUUCACGAGAAGCUGGUUGAAAGAGAACAAACCCUGAACCCUACUCAUCGCCGCUGCCGUCGAAGCCUGUGUUCCCGCCCUUUCUUGGUUCAGUUUCUGUUCUUGAACAAUAUCGGCGAUGGAUGAACCGCCGAUCCCGGUCACCGGACACUGGGGCGCUCCAGAUUCCUACAUUAACGUCUUCCUCGACACCAGCCUCGAUACUCACUUGGCCUUGGACAUGGUAGUCUCUCCAUCCAACACCGUCGCCGAUCUCAAGAAGAAAAUUCUGGACAAGCAUCCCCUGUGCUUCCCCAAGUUUGGAGAAAUAAAAAUUGACGCAUUGAAGGUCAAAAAGAGAGGGGUUUACUAUAAUUUGGCAGAGUCAAUUCUUCUUAAAAGUGUCUUUGAUGGGGUGAAGAAAGGUUGGUUUGUUAGUGUUGAAGCUUCUAUUGUUUCUAAGGAUAAUGAGAUUGAGCCUAAAGAGGCCAAAUUUGCCUUAGUGACCAUGAAUAAUGGUUUCGAGGAUAAAGUUGCUGGGGGAGUUCAACUUGUGGGUGGAGAUGUACGAGGUGACAAAGUUUUUUCGUUGGUUCCCUUGAUUAGUGAUGAAUCUCUCAGAGAGAAGAAAUGUGAUGAAGAAGAAGCUCAGGAGAUGCAUGUUGAAAGAGCAGAAAUGGGGAAGGAGUUGGCUAACAUUGAUGCAGGCAGCAUAUUGCCAGAAAGAGCUUCUGGUGUGAAGGAAAAUCAUGAGAAGAGGAAGAGAAGUAAAAAGGGGGCAGAUAAACGUGAGAAGAGGAAGAGAAGCAAAAAGGGGGCAGAUGAUCUUUCUGGUAAAGACGUUGAUGUGUCAAUGCACAAAUUUGGACCAAAAAGUGAAUUGGUUGUUGGCAAUGUGCAGAUCUCAGACCAAAAUGUUGCUGGUAUACAAACUGGAGGGGUAAUUUCUUUAGCUGAGGAAUCUGAAGCUCAAGUGGUACAUGUGGAAUUUUCCAAAGAUGGAUCCAAGGGUUCUAUAGUUAAUGAAAUCGAGGAAAAUUUACACCAUCUACAUGUAGCAAACAAGAGGCUUAAAACCGGAAAGGAGAUAGACGAUGAAGCUUCUUUAAGAGAUAGCAGCACUAUUGUUUUGGAAUUUAGUGGAAUGACUUGUAAGCGUCCUGUUCUAUCUCAGCUAUCUACAGUAGAUGAGCAACAAAAUGUGGUUUCUACUCUGAAAAUUCCAAAUGCUGGCUCUGUGGAAGCAUUCGAUCAAUUGGCUAGCCGAAGCUUGGUGAAGAAGAAACGAAAAACGAAGUCUUCUAAGAAAGUAGAUAGAAAAACUGCUGGAUUAACUCCUGAUGAGGCCAAUGCUGGUAAAGAGAUACAUCUAAAGGAAGCUGGAAUUGACAGUGGCAAUGUGUUGCAUCCUUCUGCUGUUUCUUUGACGAAGAAGGACCCUGAUCCUCCUCAAGAGCAACAUAACAUUAUUCUUUCACAAGAAGCUCAUCAUGUUACGGAUUAUUAUGCCACUGAUAUUCCAUCUAGAGAAGCCGAGAAAGUAUGCAAGGCUGAGAGCUCUAUUCAUGAAGCUUCUAAAAAGGGAGAUGUGAAAGAAGCAGCGACAGCUAAUAGUCUGAGGGCUUCUCUUUUGGUUACAAAUAAGGAAAUAGAGGAGGUUAUAAAUAACGUCAUGGAAUCUGCACAGCCAACCAAAAAAAGUGAAGCUGUGGUAGAAAACGAAGAAGGCAAACCGAGGAAGAAAACAAAGAAGAAACAUGGUGCAGAUGAGCAGGCAGAGAUUAGGUCUCUUUCAGAUAAGGUUGUUAGUGAUACAGAAAAUGCCAGAGAGGUUGACGGAGUAAACUUUCGAUCUUAUUUCAUUCCUAAAGACCAGAGUCAGAAGACUGCAGACCCUAGUGAGGUCACUGGAGCUUGGUCUCAAAUGAAAAGUAAAGAGAAAAGGGAAGUGAAAGUGGUAAACCUGCAUGAGAUAUCUCCAAAGUUACCUGGGCCUCCAACUUCGAAGGAGGAACUUGAAGCCCAAGCAAUUCCUCAGGAGAAGAAACCAGAACCGUCGUCAUCUGCUAAAGGAGAUAAUCGAAAACCUCACUGUGAAGCGACUCAAGAAUCAAGUGCUCCGACUCGUCAAAAUAGUGUUAAGCCAAAGAAGGCCAUAGAGCAUCAUCAUUCUGAUAGUCCGACAAAUACUUCCCACAUCAAAAGUGGAUCACUAUCCAAGAGUAAUUCAUCUGGUGAUGGCUUGGAAAGAUAUCAUUUUCCAUAUCCACUCAACCAAUCACCUGCCACCUCCCCGGGGACGCAUCCCGAUCUCUCAGUAUCUCCUGUCUACUCGGAUGGGGAAAGUGGUGCAGUUUUCGACAGCAUGAAGAGAAAUGGUAUUAGUGGUCAAGAAGGCAUGAAGACAUCAUUCUCCUCAGGGAUUCCACUGGACACAACUCCUGAAAGUACAAAAAAGAGAUACAAAAAGGCCAAGCUGGAUGUUGAAUCACAGUAUGAGGAUUUGGUCCCCUUGAGUCCGAGUAUAUAA